Messenger RNA from Zerene cesonia (dogface butterfly), 2740 nucleotides. It is a transcript of the gene CARPA, whose product is annotated as carbonic anhydrase-related protein 10. Gene Ontology annotation, molecular function: carbonate dehydratase activity; zinc ion binding. The record is from RefSeq and is a predicted model, not a curated record. Bases 1049 to 2050 code for a protein of 333 amino acids. The transcript is spliced from 11 exons. NCBI's taxonomy places the organism in Eukaryota, Metazoa, Arthropoda, Insecta, Lepidoptera, Pieridae.
GAUUUAAUACUUAUUCCUCUGGAUAAAGAUGUGCUAAGCGUUUAAAAUAACAGAGUCAAGUAUUUGUUAAUAAAUUGUUAUUAUCUUAAUGUAAUACAAUUCUAUUAAGACAUUAUUAAAUAUCAUUGCAACAUUUCUGUUGUGCUAUAUUUAUGGCGCCUGAUAAGUCACCAUAAAUAAGAAUGUACAAUUUUACAUUAAUAAAAGUUCUUAUUAAAUAAAUACUCCUUGACUUUUUUGACAAAUGAAUUGAUUAAUGCAACUUUGUAAUCCAUUUCAUAAUUAAAAUUGUAAAACGAGACAUUUCUAUCAAUUAAGUAAGUAUGCAAUCUGUGGACGUCAAAGGCAGAGCAAACGUGUUUGGUCACUUUAAUAUAAUUUAGCUAAUACAAGAUGCAUUUUCGAGAGCAACGCAAGCCACUCUAUAUUAAUUAAUAAGAGUAUCCUGGCAACUUUCAACGGGCUUUUUCAUUACGCUUUUCAUGUCCUGGCGAACAGUUUUCCACUUUUUCCUGGCAACUUCAAUUCAUUACACUGUUACUCCAGGAAGUUCCUGUUUUAAUUAAAGAUAUUCACUGAAAACCCGCCCAUGGAGCCUUAACUCACUGAGACGUGGUUGGCUUAUUUUUUUUUCAACACACUCAUUCCCGCCUCUGCGACCCUCCCAAACAAAUAGCGGAAUACUUUAAAAACAAAUUUUUGGUAGGUCGAUUUUGAGUUCUGUAGGGACGCAAUAAGGUUGGAAGAGGUUUGAGCGCUGUGUGUGAUAUACGUCAUUAUAUUUGUGUGACAAAGCUUUCAGUUCAUUCCAUGAAAGCGGAGACAAGCUGAGGAAUAGGUUCAGUUGACCGCGAUCAUUCGCGAGAGCGGAUGUGCCUAGGGUUGCCGGCGAAUUUUCUUUCGAGUCACUGAAAACUUUUCGUUGACGUAAUUCCGCAAUACUCUUUUAUGUGUGAAGCAUUGUGUUUUGUUGUAUAAAUUGCUGAAUUAGUUCGUUAUUCUUGAUAUACCCAAUGCUUGAGGUGGAAGCGUGACCAUCAGAUCCACUAUGAGCCAAUGGUUGCUCAUUUUAACCAUCAUAUUAGCCAAUGUCAGAGAUAUAUCAGGCAGUUGGGAAGAAUGGUGGACUUAUGAUGGAAUUUCAGGACCCGGUUUCUGGGGUCUAAUCAACCCGCAAUGGAACAUGUGCAACAAGGGCAGGCGACAGAGCCCCAUCAAUAUAGAACCUGAUAAACUACUCUUUGACCCGUGGUUACGUGAUGUGCAGUUUGAUAAACAUAAAGUUAGCGGGGUACUCCAAAACACAGGACAGUCAUUGGUUUUCCGGGUGGAAAAAGAUUCCAAACACCAAGUGAACAUCAGUGGUGGUCCCCUAUCCUACAGGUACCAGUUCGAAGAGAUCUACUUCCACUAUGGGCUGGAAGAUAACAGAGGGUCUGAGCAUCAAAUCGAUCACCACACGUUUCCUGGAGAGAUCCAAUUAUAUGGCUUUAACAAAGAGCUGUAUCACAAUAUGUCGGAAGCUCAGCAUAAAUCGCAGGGGGUCGUGGGAAUUUCUUUAAUGGUUCAGAUCGGAGAACCGACUAACAAGGAGCUGAGGCUUAUAACAAGUGCUUUCAACAAAGUUAUGUUUAGAGGCAGUUCUUACCCAAUCAAGCACCUUCCCCUAAGCUCUUUGCUGCCCAACACGCAACAGUACCUGACUUACGAAGGCUCCACCACGCACCCCGGCUGUUGGGAGACGGCUGUGUGGAUUAUAUUCAAUAAACCAAUUUAUAUAUCUAAACAGGAGAUGUACGCAAUCCGGCGUCUCAUGCAAGGAUCGCAGCUGACUCCGAAAGCGCCUCUCGGGAACAACGCUAGGCCGGUGCAACCACUGCACCAUCGGACAGUUAGAACCAAUAUCAACUUCAAUAAACAGGGUCUGCCGGCAUCAAGCAACUGUCCAGAUAUGUACCGCAACAUGCAUUAUACAGCUACCCAAUGGCCUCGUGAACACAGCGUGCGGUACAGAAGCACAGAAGAUUUAGCAAUGUUAUCGCCUAACUGAAAUCCAUUAUAACUACUCUUUUAAUCAUUUAAUCAACCUGUAAAAUCCAUAGUGACUCAAACAAUAAAUUCCUUUUACUUUGCCUUUUUUUCAACUAACAAUGUUCGUAGAAUGACAGUUAUGUAGGGAUCAUUCUAGAAGUAUAAUUUUAUUUCAUGAAGUCAAUUGAGUAGACAAUAUAUAAAGCAGUACAUGAAAUGUAUAGCUGGCUUGGUUUGGAACUUUCUAGAUUUUAGUCAUGUGUUAUCUAGAUGUAAAUAGUUACUGUACAUAAUAUACAUACGUAAUUAUCUUAAUUCGUCCACAAAUAAAAUGGAGAAGCUUUAAUAAGCAUUAUUCGUUUCAUUUCCAGUGCAAUUAUUAUAUAAUUUUAAACGCAUGUUUUUCGUGUUACACACUAAAUUAUGUAAAAUAAAAAUGUAUACAAAGGCUUAUGAAUAGAUUACUUAUAAAUACAAAUAGAAUAAGUUAUUUAUAAUGCAAGUUUAAUAAUUCUUGUAUAAACAUCGUUAUAUUUAUGCAGAAAUCGGUUUAUAACUGAACAAGUGACGUACAGUCAGCAUCGAAAUAUAAAAAUUCAUGUUGCCGCUUUUUUCUUGUAAUUGUAUUUUGUUGCUGACUGUACUAUUAGAAUUGUGGUAGACUAUAGAUGCUGUGUUGUCUUUAUGUAAAAUAAAUAUUUACGACAAA